AUGAUUUUUUUGGUAUUUCUUUCCUUUAAGGCAGUAUUAUUUAUUCAAACAUGAGCUGCUGUUUACAUUUUUAUUGACGUUUUUCAGAAUCAAGACUCCUCGGAAAUAAUUACAGAUUGGCACAGUUUAUAUGAAUUAGGAAAAUUCAUCUUAAUUUUUUUAGUUUUAGCCACAUCCCUGCUAAGGUUUAUUGCAAGCAUUUUUUUAGCUCAUUUUUUAAUUUUUCAUCUUUAUCUCAGAUGCCUAGGAGUAACUACAUAUGACUAUAUUCUUAAUCAAAAAGAAAGAAAUUAUAAACUAUCCCAGAUAUACAGUCUUAAUACAGCUCUGGACACUUCUAUUAUAUACAGCAAUCAUUGUAAAAUCGCUAUAAUGGAAGAACCUCCUCUUAUAGAUAAAUUUAUAAAAUCUCACUCUACCGAAUCAAAGAAAUAUUAG
Molecule: messenger RNA, 438 nt
Organism: Blepharisma stoltei
Lineage: Eukaryota; Ciliophora; Heterotrichea; Heterotrichida; Blepharismidae
Source: the annotation of a GenBank genome assembly